AUGUCUGUCAACGAGAUCGCCGUCGUAUCGCCUGCCGACUUUCAUGUACACUUGAGGCAGGGGUCUCUGUCUGAACUCGUCACGCCUCAUGUGCGCAAGGGCGGAUUCAGACUGGCCUAUGUCAUGCCGAAUCUGACGCCCCCCAUCACCACUACGGACCAAGCCCUAGAGUACAAGAAGAAGCUUCAGGCCAUUGACUCCGAUGUUGAAUAUAUGAUGACUCUGUACCUAUCGCCCAAACUUACACCGGACGAGAUUCGCAAGGCUCAUGAGGCGGGAAUUGCCGGUGUCAAGUCAUACCCUAAGGGUGUGACUACGAACUCUGACGGUGGCAUCGAAUCAUAUGAGAUUUACUAUCCCGUUUUCGAGGCCAUGGAAGAGGUCGAUAUGGUCCUGAACCUACACGGCGAGGUCCCUUCAGACGCGGCGGCGAACAUCCAUGUCCUCAACGCCGAACCGACCUUCCUUCCGCAUCUGAAGAAACUACAUGAGCGGUUCCCGCGGUUGCGCAUCGUCCUGGAGCACGCUACGACCCGGGCGGCCGUCGAAGCUGUGAAGUCGCUUGGCGAUACAGUUGCUUGUACUAUCACUGCACACCAUCUCGCGCUUACCGUGGAUGACUGGGCCGGUCAAUCGUUCCACUUCUGCAAGCCUGUUGCAAAAUACCCAGAUGACCGUGAAGCCUUACGAGAGAUUAUCCGCGAAGGCCAUCCACGGUUUUUCCUUGGCUCAGACUCUGCGCCACACCCAGCCCACAAGAAAGCCAUCGCGGCGCCUGAUCAUGGCUGUGCCGCCGGCGUCUACACAUCAGCAGUCCUGCUUCCUCUGACGGCACACCUCUUAGAGUCCUUCGGCGCCCUCGACAAGCUUGAAGGCUUCGUGUCUACAUUCGGACGUCGGUUCUAUAAGCGUGAAAUCACGUCUUCCGAAGAAAAAGUCAAGCUCAGGAGGGCGGCGCAGACUGUACGGGCCGACUUUGUAUCUGGGGAUGAUAGGGUCGUGCCUUUCUGGGCCGGAAGAGAACUGGAUUGGAGUAUUGUAUGA
Messenger RNA from Peniophora sp. CBMAI 1063, 1044 nucleotides. The record is from the annotation of a GenBank genome assembly. NCBI's taxonomy places the organism in Eukaryota, Fungi, Basidiomycota, Agaricomycetes, Russulales, Peniophoraceae.